This is a messenger RNA of Anisakis simplex (herring worm), 654 nucleotides long. The record is from the annotation of a GenBank genome assembly. NCBI's taxonomy places the organism in Eukaryota, Metazoa, Nematoda, Chromadorea, Rhabditida, Anisakidae.
GAUACAAAAACGUUUGUGAUCGAAAGUGAAGCGAUAAAUGCGAAUGAGAAUGAGGAGCGGUGUAGUCGCUUUCCGAUCAUAUUGAAUGGUGAUAAACGUAAAUUAUUGAAGAUAUGCGAUAACAAUCAAAUAAUUAUCUAUGAUGAUAAUGACAACAUAUGGAAUAUUUAUACACCUUCACCGUAUUCACAUAUCGAGUUUCAGUUAAGUGAAGUAACAAUGGCUCGAGGGGUUAGCGAAACGUAUGGACGGAGUGGUCAUCGAAUGGGUGCUGUGGAAUCCUUGAUGAAUUUGUUCACCGAUCGAGAUACUUGCAUCGCGAAGAUAUUCAAAAAUGGUAAACAUACGUUCUACUGCAUUCAAUUCGACGAUCAACGCAAAACUUACUGCGUAUUACCAGCAUCCAGUUGUCAACUGCCGACAUCAAUUCAACGCAGAUUUUAUGCGGCUUGUACAUCCACUCAGUUCGUAUUCAUUUGCUCGAAAGGUAUUGCAUUUGUACCGCUGAAACCAUCGACACUGAAAGAAAUUUGUUUCUUAUCGUUACAACUGAAUUUUUGUAAAUCAAAUUCUGACGGUAUCUUAUCGGGUGGAAUAUCCGAGCAACAAAUUAAAGAUUUAUGCUUUUGUAAAUAUCAGCAUUCAUUGGUCUGA